Molecule: messenger RNA, 7775 nt
Organism: Cygnus olor (mute swan)
Lineage: Eukaryota; Metazoa; Chordata; Aves; Anseriformes; Anatidae
Gene: PCDH11X
Product: protocadherin 11 X-linked
Exons: 8
Coding region: 1444-5181 (1245 amino acids)
Biological process (GO): homophilic cell-cell adhesion
Cellular component (GO): plasma membrane
Molecular function (GO): calcium ion binding
Source: RefSeq, a predicted model, not a curated record
UCCGCCGGUCUGCGCGGCCGGGCCGAGCCUCCCCGCGCAACUUGGGCGGGCGGCCGGACCCCUGCGGACCCGUGCGGGGCCGCCACCGCCGUCCCUGCCUCCCGCCGGCUGCGCAAGCCAAUGGGCAACAAAACCCAACAGAAAUAAAACAAACUCAGGCUUACCUAAAAGUUAGGAACCCCCCCUUAUUUUUUUUUCCUUUUUUUUUUUUUUUUCUCCCGCUCCUCCUUCCCCUUUCUCUUUCGGCCUCGCUCCCUAUGCGGGAGCCGCCUGCGGCCGCUGCCGGGCAGGAGCCGCCGCGCUGGGGAGCGAGCAGCCCGUGCGGCGGGGCAGCCUCCGCAGCAGCCCGGCUGGAGGGACGGCCUCGGCGCGCACGGCACUGAAGAUAGAGCGCCUGGUGUUAAUGAGAGAGGGAGAGCGAUGGGGAAAAGGAGGAAAAAAAAAAAAACCAUAUGGAGCAUUUUAUUGAUGUGAUCAUAAUCCUGUAAUGGAGAUUGCAUUAAAUGAGGAUUGCAUCAAAAUGCCUAGCUGCUGUGGGGAGAUGGGAGAGCAGAAACUAUGCUGGAUUGUAAAUGAAGUUCUCUGAUUGAAGGAUUUCCUUAAACCAUGGAGAGGUAUCUGUAAGCUUAAAGUUGCUGUAUAUGUGGAGUACUGGAAUGGGAUAAAAUACAGAUCAAGCUGAAAUAUUUUAAUUUACUCGAGCUCCGGAUGCAGUUAGAAUCGGUUAGAGAGGCACUGCAGUGAUGUCCAAUGAAUACUUGGUUUCAGCUAUGGAGACCACAGAAAGGCAAGGAUAAAAUAUUAUUUAGCAUUUGGGGAAGGAUGCUUCAUUUAUGACUUUUGACAUAAUGGCACAAAGCCUACAGCCUGCUGGUUAUGAGCAGAAACCUUGUAGGCGAUCUGGAAAGCAGAGGAUUUAUCUCAUUUUCCUUUUGCAACCUUGACAUAGUUGCCUUUAAGAAGUAGCUCCGAGUUAUCUGACAGGAGGCAAACGGGGACUUAUUUGCCCCUUCGGAUAUUAAAAGAAACUGUAAGCUUGAGAGAGAGGGACUCGACUCGUCUGAUCUUGUCUUUCUGAGCUUGAGUUGAUAAUGCAUUUUGAGUAAUUGUUGCUGCUUAUCUCAAUUGGCAAAGGAGGGGAGAAGAUGUUCAAGUUUACUGAACCAAAGCAGAGCUGAGGACAGUAGAUAAUAUCAACUUACCCUUGCCUUCUUUUUUUGCUGAAUUUUAUUCUGACAUAGAAAACUGAGCCACAAAGAGCACCUUCUUCAAGCCUUAUUGAAAGGAAACCAAGGAAACCCAAAGAGAACAGAAAGAUUAAGCCAAAGAUAAAUUUUGACUUUUCUCUUGUCAGCGGUGGAAGUAGCGUUGAUCUGUCAGGUUGCAUAGGUCAAAGGAGCUACUCUUGGUGUUCUCCACAAAUAUUCAUUAGUCAUUCUGGAAAUGGACUUGCUGUCUGGAACCUACCUCUUGGCAGUCUUAUUAGCCUGUAUUGUAUUUCAAUCUGGCGCACAGGAGAAGAAUUAUACAGUGCGGGAAGAACUGCCUGAAAAUGUCCUCAUUGGCAACUUGCUCAAGGAUCUUAACUUAACGCUGGACCCAGAUGUCCCCCUUUCCUCACCGUUACAGUUCAAGCUUGUGUAUAAGACUGGGGAUGUACCGUUAGUACGGGUGGAGGAGAACACUGGUGAGAUAUUCACAACUGCCAACCGCAUAGACCGAGAGAAGCUGUGCUCUGGCAUCUUUAGUGAGAAUCGCUGCUUCUAUGAGGUGGAGGUUGCUGUUUUGCCUGAUGAAGUUUUCAGACUGGUCAAGAUCAGAUUUCUAAUAGAGGAUAUAAAUGACAAUGCCCCACUCUUUCCAUCAACAGUUAUUAACAUCUCUAUACCUGAAAACACAGCAAUUAAUUCUCGCUAUUCUGUUCCAUCUGCCAUUGAUCCCGACAUCGGUGUGAAUGGUAUUCAACAUUAUGAACUUCUUAAGCCCAAAACAGCUCCGAAAAGGACAUUUGGAUCCAUUACGAAUGACCAGGGUCAAAAUGUGUUUGGUCUUGAUAUAAUUGAGACACCUGAGGGAGAUAAGUGGCCUCAACUGAUUGUCCAGCAGAUCCUGGAUAGGGAGCAGAAGGAUACCUAUGUGAUGAAGAUUAAAGUUGAAGAUGGUGGAAGCCCUCCAAGAUCUAGCACCGCCAUCCUGCAAGUCACAGUGACUGAUGUGAAUGAUAAUCGCCCAGUCUUCAAAGAAAAUGACAUUGAAGUUAGUAUUCCAGAAAAUGCUCCAGUAGGCACCUCUGUUUCUCAGCUCCAUGCCACUGAUGCAGACCUGGGCUCAAAUGCACAAAUCCACUUCUAUUUCAGCAAUCAGAUCUCCAGUUUGGCCAAAAGGCUGUUUGCCAUUGAUAAUGCCACUGGUCUUAUCACCAUAAGAGAACCGCUAGACAGAGAGGAAUCUCCUGUACACAAAUUAACUGUUUUGGCAAGUGAUGGCAGUUCAACUCCAUCAAGAGCAACAGUGACUGUUAAUGUCACAGAUAUUAAUGACAAUGUCCCAUCAAUAGACACAAGAUACAUCAUCAAUCCAGUGAAUGGGACGGUGCUUUUGUCUGAGAAAGCUCCACUUAAUACAAAAAUUGCAUUGAUAACAGUAAUGGACAAGGAUGCUGAUCUGAAUGGAAAGGUUACUUGUUUUACAGAUCAUGAUGUCCCUUUUAGGCUGAAGCCAGUGUUUGAUAAUCAGUUUCUCCUGGAAACAGCCACAUUUCUAGAUUAUGAAGCAACACGGGAAUAUGCUAUUAAAAUAGUGGCUUCAGAUUCAGGGAAACCUCCCUUAAACCAGUCUGCAAUGCUCCUGAUCAAAAUUAAAGAUGAAAAUGACAAUGCCCCAGUUUUUACACAGCCUAUUAUAGGUCUUUCCAUCCCUGAAAACAAUGCUCCAGGUACUCAGCUAACCAAGAUAAGUGCUACAGAUGCCGACAGUGGGCGCAAUGCUGAGAUCAGCUAUAUUCUGGGUUCUGAUGCACCCCCCAUUUUCAACCUUGACCGCCGUACAGGCAUUCUGACAGCAGUCAGGAAGUUGGACAGAGAAAAGCAAGACAGAUACUCCUUCACUGUACUGGCUAAGGAUAAUGGGAUGCCACCCUUGCAGACCAAUGCUACUGUGACAGUGUCGGUCCUGGACCAGAAUGAUAACAGCCCUGCUUUCACACAUAAUGAAUAUAAUUUCUAUGUGCCAGAAAACUUACCCAUGUAUGGCACAGUAGGGCUUAUCACAGUAACAGAUGCUGACGCUGGAGAAAAUGCUGCGGUCACUCUCUCUAUAUUAAAUGGUAGAGAUAAUUUCAUUAUAGAUCCACUUACUGGUGUAAUAAGGCCUAACAUUACCUUUGAUAGGGAACAGCAGGGGUCAUAUACUUUUCAGGUGAAAGCUGUGGAUGGAGGAAGACAGCAGCGUUCCUCAACUGCCAAAGUGACCAUCAAUGUUGUUGAUGUAAAUGACAACAGGCCUGUUUUUGUUAUUCCUUCAUCUAAUUAUUCAUAUGAGUUGGUUCCAACAUCAUCCAGUCCAGGGUCUGUAGUUACUAAAGUCUUUGCAGUUGACAAUGACACAGGCAUGAAUGCAGAGCUCCGUUACAGCAUCAUAGGUGGGAACUCAAGGGGCUUGUUUACAAUUGACCAAUUAACAGGCAAUAUUACUUUGAAAGAGAAGGUAAUUACAUCAGAUCAUGGCUUGCACAGACUGGUGAUAAAAGUCAAUGACCUAGGACAGCCGGAGUCUCUUUAUACUAUAGCUCUUGUGCAUUUGUUUGUGAAUGAGACAGUCACCAAUAGUUCCUAUGUACAAGAGCUAGUGCGCAGGAAUAUGGAAACUCCAGUUGGCCAGAACAUUGGGGAUGGUGAGAUAACCCCACAAACCAAUGAUUAUGUCAAGAUCAUAAUAGCGAUUAUUGCAGGAACAAUGACAGUUAUUCUGGUAAUUUUUGUUACUGCUUUAGUACGGUGCCGCCAGACGCCCAGGCACAAAGUUGUCCAAAAAAACAAGCAGAGUGGUGAAUGGGUUUCCCCAAACCAAGAGAAUAGGCAGAUCAAGAAGAAGAAGAAGAAGAAGAAACGCUCUCCAAAAAGUCUCCUCCUCAACUUUGUGACUAUUGAAGAAUCUAAGCCUGAUGAUCCUGGCCAUGAGCACAUAAAUGGCACUUUAGACAUUCCUGUAGAGCUAGAAGAACAGACUAUGGGAAAAUAUAACUGGGCCACCACACCAACCACAUUUAAACCUGAUAGCCCAGAUUUGGCAAAGCACUACAAGUCUGCUUCUCCACAGCCUACCUUUCAAAUUAAACCUGAGACUCCUGUACCCCCCAAGAAGCACCAUGUCAUUCAGGAACUGCCUCUAGAUAACACCUUUGUGGUGGGCUGUGACUCACUCUCCAAGUGCUCAUCAAGCAGCUCGGACCCUUACAGUGUUUCCGAAUGCAGCUGUCAAGGAGGCUUCAAGACCCCAGGCCCCAUUCACACCAGACAGCACACAAAAGAAAUGGGAAGACCACAAACUCCUUUAAAAGAAGCAACACUGGAGCCUUGGACUCAGCCACAGCCUCAGCGCCGUGUCACAUUUCACCUACCAGAUGGCUCCCAGGAAAGCUGCAGUGACAGUGGGCUUGGAGACCACGAACCCACCAGCGGUGCCAGUACAUCGCACCCUCUGCCCCUUGGCUUUCCCCAGGAGGAGUACUAUGAGCAAGCAUCGCCCAACAGCCGGACAGAAGGAGAUGGCAACUCAGACCCCGAGUCCACUAUCGAAGUAAAUCUCCAGAAAGCCCUGGCUGAAGCCUCUGAAACCUGCACCCAGGAGUGUCUCAUCCUAGGCCAUUCAGACAACUGCUGGAUGCCACCUUCUUUGACACAGUAUCAACAGUCCAACACCCCUUUGCCAUCAUUUGGCUUCCAGCAGGGCUGGGGCCGAGGAGCCAGGCCUGACAGAUGCCACACUCUUGGGAGGUCCCUUCCAAAGGAUGACACUGACAAAGUCCAAGGUGGGCUCAGGCCCCAGUUCUACAACACCUGUGAAAGACACUGCACCAGUGAAGAUCCUGUCAAAGUCAUCCCUCUGGCAAACUUUGCUGUAUCCCACCAGACACCAGUGUCUGGGAGCAGCACUACGUUUAUCCACGAGCACCAGCUAUAAAUGCAUAUCUGACAAAUUCGCUAUUUCAGGCUUUAAGUGUAACUUAAGCCUAACUCUGUUCUUAGUGCACAUACAAACUUGUUAGGCUUGUGAAUAUUUAUGUAUAUAGAAUCCUAAAUUUGAAUUUGAAUUUGAAAAGCUAAAUCCUUAGCACUUAGUUAAAAUUGACCAUAGUUCUUGGCAAAAUAUAUAAAAUGGGGAAGAAAACCCACAACCCAGAACCUAUCAAAAGAAAACACAAAAUCCCACUGAUUUUCUUAUAUGGGUCAUAUAGCACAAAUACCUGCUAGCAGUUCUUCCUCUCUGUUGAAAGCAAUUUCUUAGUACAGUUUAGGGAAUAUUACAGUAAUAUAACUUACUAAUUUUUUUCUAUCUUUGUUGUUAUAAUUUAUAGCAUAUUCAUAGAUUUCACCUUCCAUUUGCUUAGCAAUAGAGAUCAAGCAGGCAAUGUCUCAUUUGAUUACCUUACAUAAUAGAAUCUGUAAGAGCUACUUCUUAGGAAGGAUGGUGUAUGUUUUCAACAAAAUUUAUCUUUCAUGUAAUUAAGAAGGAAAAUGUACUCAAAGACAUGACAACUGCUUUUGAUUUUAAUUUUAACUGGUUGAAUACACAGGUAUUUAUUCUAUGAAAGAAUGCAACAGAUGAAAUAGAAAACUCUUAACUAGGCUUUUCGGUGUGAAAUUGACAACAUGACAAUACAAUAAGGAUCAGUUGUUUGGUUUUUUUUUAAUUUAUUUCUAAGAUUUUAUUUUCUACAAUAAUGGAAGCAAAAGUGUGAUAAAUAUGCUUUUCAAGCUAUAAGUCUAAUUUUUUUUUUUUUUUUUAUCUUGCAGAGCUUGCUUUGGCUACUGUUCCUGUUAGUUGAAAAUUACAUGGGCACUGCUGAAAACAGUAGGAAACUGGGAUAGUUAUUUUGCCGGUGUCAUAUUGUGGCUUUAAGCUACUGAUGUUUAAAAUAAUAUUAUAGUUAUGUAUAUGUUUGUUUUACAACUAUAAUCACCUAUUACAAGUAUUCAGUAGAAGAUUAGCUAAAAUAUUAGUUACUUCACUCCAAACCUAUUAGAUAAAGGAGUAGUUGUCAUUGUAGCUUAGUUUAUUAGAGAAUUGCUGACAUUUCUCAGCAAAGAAAGAAGGUAAUGAAUGCUGGAUAACUAUAAUUAUAAGUACACCCCGAUUAUGUUAUUUGAUAAAGUCUCAAGAUGGUUCUCUGUAAAGAUUAGAAUUUUUUCAGUGUUCUGUUAACUGGACAUAUUUAUAUUCUUAAUAGUGGCAGAAAAAAAAAAAACUAGUAAAUUCUACAGUGGAUUGGAAAGGAAAUUCCUUUCUUAGAUAAAAACAAAACAAAUUUUUUCCCUUCUAGUAUUUUGUUGCUCUUUAGCCAUUUAGCUAUUUCAUCAUUUAUGAUACCAAGAUUUUUUUCCUUAUCAAACUGCAUAACUUUGUUUAGUUUUAUUGAUACUUUAAGUGAGACAAUCGAAGUUUUGUGGAAGGAAAAAUGACAGUGUAUGAAUAUUUCUUGUGGAUAGAUUUCUGUGUAGGCUUCAUAUUGUAACUUAUGUGUAAUUUAUUUAAAAAAAAAAGUGUAAAAAUGCUGUAAUAUUAGCUGCUUGUAAAAUUUACAGAUGUACAAGUUGUUGAAGGUUUCCAAUGAACACUAAAAGAGCUUCUCUUAUGUGCCCAGCAGGUAUAAGUAGCUUUAUAUAUUGUUGUCCCAACUGUAAAUCUAUUCAAAUCACAUUUACAUUUUAUGUGCAAAAUAAAAGAAGCUUCACUUUUGAUUUACUGAUAGGGUUUAAUUAAUAAACAUCAGAUUAUCUAAUGAGGUACUUCUGUUCUUUUUUUAUUUUGUUUAAUAUAUUUUUCAAUAAUGUUUAGAAAAAAUGUGGCACACUGCUUCCCAGUUGCAUGUAAAUCCAGGGUAAAAAAUAAAAAAUAAAAAAAUCCUUUGGCUACUGACACACAGUAGUAACACAGCUCAUUUCCAGUUCCAGGAAAACUAAAAAUUUGACAAAUUAAUUCACACCUAAUAUAUACAGAGCCUUUUGUUGUUUACUUUGGAGACAUUACAGUGAGAAAAUUCAUCAGUCCUUUUCAGGGAUACACAAUAAAAGCUUAUCUGUAGUUUACACAGCUUUACCAAACAUAUUAAUUGUGCAAAUUUAAAAUAAAGCUGACAUGUAGUACUUCCUAUUGUAAGCAGAGGACUUUAGUUUUAGUUAAAGAUGGCUGCCAUACCAAGUGGCAGCUGCAUUUGAAAACUUUAUUUGUUUAUUUAUUUAUUUUGCCUUCAACAUUUCCUUUCUGGAUGAAGAUUGUAACUGAAAUUUCCUGGCAAAACAAUCAAUUUCUACCACAUUAGGAGUUUAAUAGGAAAAGAUAAAGAUACCAGAAUUAUACUUCCCCCCCCCCCCGCCCCCCACAGGUAACAAAACAAUCAAACAAAAACCCCAACCCUUUGUUUUUUAAUUUUUUUUUCUUCUGAGAUAUGGAAGAAAUUAACUGCCAUCCUUUCUCCAAAUAAAACACCAAAAAUAAAUAAAAAAAAAAAAAAACAGAAACCAACCAAACAAAAAAACCAAUUGCUUAAACAAAAA